CAGCAUAUUUCUACCUCGGCCCUUGCCUACCUUCCCCACAGCGACACUUAUGCAUCAAAGCCUCUUUUGUAUCGGUCCAUAAAAUAUGCUAUGCCACCUAUAGUCUCACGUAAAGGUCGAAGGAUCGCCUCCAAAGCAUGUGAUGCAUGCCGUAUACGUAAGGUACAGUGCAUCUUCGAGGGCGAUAGAAGCACGUGCCGAAGAUGUUCGGAUGGAAAUGUCAAUUGCAUGUUUUUGAGUGAUAGGAAGCAGAGAGGGCCACCGGCACGGCGUACCCAUAUUCCACCCAGUGACUUCCCAAUAGGCCACCUGACCAUUGAACACCUAUGUUCACGGGCAGUCUUCAGCAGUAUCGUAGAGGAUUACAUACAGCUUGUUUACCCUGUACUUCCUCUUGUCCACCGCCCAAGCUUCCAAAAAUCAGUUGAAGAUGGCUUACAUACUUCUGAUCCUGCUUUCUUCCGGUUAUGUCUUGCCAUCUGCGCAGUCACUGUCGCUUCCAUCCCUCGACGGUUCCGAGAAUAUGGAUCUGAAUAUGCACAUAUUGGCGCUUUUGUAGAUCGAUCCUGCCACAUGGUACUUCUCAGUCGCAUUGCAUCCGAAACGCAGUGGCAGGACAAGCCAACGAUGGGCACCAUCGUGGUGUCUAUUCUACUCACCAUGGCAAGCCACUAUGCUGCGCGCCCCAACCAGGGUUGGGGAUAUGCUAGCGAGGCAAUCCAGUUCUUUCGAGCAUUGGAACUAUAUCGCAAGGAGGGCUACCACAGCCUGAGCCUCCUAGAUGGCGAAAUAUGCAAAAGAGCGUUUUGGCUACUAUUCAUCAUUCAAAUUCAUGACCGCCUAUCCUUCAUCAUUCCUCACACUGGGCUGAGUUUCGAUCCGCUUCGGACAGAUUGGGAGUUCUUGCUUCCUCUUGAAGUUGACGACGACGCUCUGAUCAACGAAGAUCUUCGACCAGUGUCUCCGAUUCCAGGAAACAUUGACACACCAGUUCGCCGCCCGUUGCCCCUUAUAUCUGGUUUCGUUGCACUCGUCAAAGUCUUUCUCUGCGUUGUAGAUCUGUUGUCGAACGGAUUUCCUGGUGCUCCUCCGCAUACAUAUGCGAUGACAUCUGGCACUUUGCGUACCCAUAUAUUCCCCGAGAGCUCUACCGGUAGUGCUCGGGUUGAUACUGGAAAUGCGCUCUCAAAAUCGAGCAUCAGCUUAAGCGCCUUGCUUCGCAUCAUUCGACAGUUACAGCAUACACAGGAAGAUCUACCACAAGCACUCAAAAUCUCGAAUGUCGAUCGUCAAUCACAGUCUCCGCCAACGGAUUCCGAGAUGCCACCGGAUCUGUCCCAUCAAUUCGAUAUUGUAAGGGCGAAUGUUCAUAUCACCAGCCUCUACCUACAAAGUUGCAUCAUAGAAGCCUGCUCAGAUGCAUUCACUAGCCCUCAAGCGAGUACCAUUGUGUCCUCUCCAGGCGAUGAAGCAGGGUCUAGUCCGAAAUGCACUCCUCGGACGCAGCUCUGGAUAUUUCGGAAGAGUCUUGCAAAAGAGCUACUCGAGGUACUAAACUUUUGCUCGUCGCGAACACUAGAAGCCAACGGAUCAUCGAUGAUUGUGAAGAUUCGUGAGAUAGCUUCUACGCUCCUUGAUAGUGACCUUGAAGCUACUUCGGAUCAGGAAGCAGAGUCUCGGCAGUAUGUGUCACAAUUUGCUGAGAUCUUGGCCGGACUUGAUUAUAUGAGCCAAGCAUCUAUCAAACCACCAGUUUCCGUUACAUGA
Periconia digitata is the source of this 1767-nucleotide messenger RNA. NCBI's taxonomy places the organism in Eukaryota, Fungi, Ascomycota, Dothideomycetes, Pleosporales, Periconiaceae. The record is from the annotation of a GenBank genome assembly.